UCGAUACGUCACGACUAACAUGGCGACAUUUGGCAGAUUGGUGAUGUACAGUUUAUCCUCGAAGUACGGCCGAAAGUCAACAUUUUUCACGUUUAUAAACCGAAAAGAAAGGUGGUUUUCUUCGGCGGCUGGUCAACCUCUCAACGUCAGUACCAGUUGUACCAAGAGACUUAAAGAAAUUUCAAGCGACGGCUCUAAUUUGCGCAUCACUGUGGAAGGAGGAGGCUGUUCGGGUUUUCAAUACAAAUUCGACUUGGAUGAAAACAUUAAUGACGAUGAUGUUGUAAUUGAAAAGGAUGGUGUGAAAGUUGUAAUUGAUGAGACAUCACUGGAAUAUAUACGUGGGUCAACCAUUGAAUUCCAUGAGGAACUUAUAAGAUCUGCUUUCCGGAUAGUGGAUAAUCCAAAGGCUGAACAAGGAUGUUCUUGUGGAGCAUCUUUUUCCAUAAAGGUAGACUGAUUG
This is a messenger RNA of Schistocerca cancellata (South American locust), 463 nucleotides long. RefSeq names its product iron-sulfur cluster assembly 2 homolog, mitochondrial. The record is from RefSeq and is a predicted model, not a curated record. Gene Ontology annotation, molecular function: 4 iron, 4 sulfur cluster binding; 2 iron, 2 sulfur cluster binding; iron ion binding. Lineage: Eukaryota; Metazoa; Arthropoda; Insecta; Orthoptera; Acrididae. The transcript has 3 exons. Gene Ontology annotation, biological process: iron-sulfur cluster assembly. Gene Ontology annotation, cellular component: mitochondrion. The coding region runs from base 20 to 460 and encodes 146 amino acids.